CCUCAAAUUUGUUAUUAGCAAUCAUGUUAAACAUGGCAAUGGUUGUCACUAUAACUCUUGUUAUCCUCCUAUUGUGUUCUCCAUCAUCAGUAGCUAUAUUACUCAACAAGCUUCAGCUACCAACACCAGUGACAGGACCUGAGUCCCUUGCAUUUGAUAGAAACGGUGGAGGACCUUAUGGGUCUUCUUCUGAUGGAAGAAUCUUCAAAUAUAUUGGUCCAAAUGAUGGUUUCAAGGAAUAUGCUUACACUUCCCCAAACAGGAACAAGACAAUCUGUGAUGGACUUGCUGAUUUCUCAGCACUCCAAGCAACAUGUGGAAGGCCUUUAGGGAUGGGUUUCAACCAUCAGACAGGUGAUUUGUAUGCAACUGAUGCUUAUUUUGGAUUUGUUAAGGUUGGUCCGGAUGGAGGAAAUGUAACCCAAUUAGUUGGACCUAAACAAGGCAAUACUACAAUGUUUGCUGAUGGUUUGGAUGUAGAUCCUGACACCGGAAUCGUCUAUUUUACCAUAGAUAGCACCAAUUUCCAACUCAAGUAA
Molecule: messenger RNA, 539 nt
Organism: Vicia villosa (hairy vetch)
Lineage: Eukaryota; Viridiplantae; Streptophyta; Magnoliopsida; Fabales; Fabaceae
Product: protein STRICTOSIDINE SYNTHASE-LIKE 12-like
Exons: 2
Coding region: 24-539 (171 amino acids)
Source: RefSeq, a predicted model, not a curated record